Molecule: messenger RNA, 1570 nt
Organism: Helianthus annuus (common sunflower)
Lineage: Eukaryota; Viridiplantae; Streptophyta; Magnoliopsida; Asterales; Asteraceae
Product: F-box/LRR-repeat protein At5g63520
Exons: 11
Coding region: 54-1382 (442 amino acids)
Biological process (GO): protein polyubiquitination; positive regulation of proteasomal ubiquitin-dependent protein catabolic process
Molecular function (GO): protein binding
Source: RefSeq, a predicted model, not a curated record
AAUAGAAUGAUUAAAAAUUAUAAAGUUUAUAUAAUUUCGUAAAUACAUUAUACAUGCAUAAGAAAACGAAAACUCCCGGCGAUCAUCUCUUCCGGCGAUCCGCUUCAGUUUCCGUACGAUCCAGCGAAAUGGUGACGUCAUCAACAACGAUUGAUGACCUCGGCAUAGACCUUGUUCAAAACAUAUUCGGUAGACUUCUGGCGGUCCAUUUUGCCUCUGCUGAUUGCGUUAGCCGCUCCUGGCACCAUGCUUGCCGUCUUAUUCUUCGCCGCCCUAAGCUCUCCUCCGCUUGCUCCUCCAAUCCUGACCUCGAAGUUGCUGUAGAAAGUGUGCUGAAUAAAGUACUAUCGGAGCCAAUUCGUCCUCAAUUUGCCAUUGCUUCUGUUUGUCGUAAGAUCGAUUUGUCAAUGGCCCACCGACUGAUUACUGAAAAACUAGGCUCCUACGUUCCUGUCAUCACUAAUUGUUCUCGUGGAGUUAUUGGAAGGGAUGCGAUUUCUGAUGAAUUCAAAGAGUGGGAAGCUACUGAAGAUUCUGGUGCCAUAAUCAUGUUAAUGGUUGGAUAUCUACCAGGGAUAAAAGUCAAAACAAUCCCACUCCUGCAACCCGCCCAAUUUGUAGGAAUGAUUAAUAAGUUCUCAAGUAAUGUUUCUGGAAGUAAAUCGCCUGCUGCAAUAAUAAUGUUCAGUGAACGUCAAGCAUUCAUAACAGCUGCUGUGGAAAAGAUGGAUCGUACCAUGUCACCAGAAACUGUCAUUGUUGGCGAUUACGAAUGCCAUGCAUACAAGGUGACAUUUUUUGGAGAAGAUCGCUUUAGGUCUUGGCUCAAUACAAAAAGAGAAGGGUCACAUGAGCUUGAUGCGGGAACAAAUUGGAAACUAGCUUUAGAAGAUUUAGGAGUCUCGGCCUCUCUCCGUGUCUUCAUUGGGCUGGAAAAAGUCGGAUGUACGACUCCUUUUGCAUUCCACGAAUAUUAUAGGGAUGAUGAGAGUCGCCUUCGUGUUGGUGGUAUAGGCAUUAAAAGAGGCGAUACUUUCCGUUUUUACCGCCCAGAUACCACCACUGCUUUAUCUUCUGUUGCCAAUGUCUCUAACCAUCUGAGAUCUUUCAAGCAAGAGAGAACCAGUGGCGAUAAUAAGCGGUGGGAGGUGUUUGGCGGUCUUAUUUUCAAUUCUUGUGAUCGGCGUCAGUUUUUCUACGACCAACCGAACACUGACAGCUCGCCGUUUUUGGACAACUUUCCUGGCGUGACACUUGGCGGGAUAUUUUGUUCUGGGGAAGUUGGGCGUGGCUAUGUUCAAGAAUCUCAAGAACAAAAGUGGGGGCGUUGUUGCCUGCAUGCAUUCUCUGCUGUCAAUUUGAUUAUGUCUUACCGUCCAUAGAAAAAGGAAGUACGCUGCUUUUGUAUGAGACUUUGGUGUGUAUUUCAAUUUCUUAAGUUUAAUAGAUUAUGUAUGUGGGAUCGAACAAAGUAUCGAACAUUAUCCAUGUUUCAUGUUUUUGGGAUCUGCAAUGGCAGCAGUAAAGCCCUUAGAAGAAGAUGAUGAAUUAAGGAGGUUGUUAGUUGUUA